AUGCUGUCAAAGCCCUUCAAGCCAUUGACUAUUCGAAAGAGUCCCCCAACAUCGCAGAGCGACGAAUUUGCCGUACCGACCGCCAAACGAAGGAAGCUGACCCCUCCCAACGAUAAUGCCGCCUCAAUCAAACCUUUGCCCUCUGCUUUGGCACACCAAGGACCAAAUGCUGCAGAUGGUGGAAAGAGACGGGCACUCAAGGACAUACAGAACCCUCCGAGUCCCAAACGUUCUGCAAAGUCCAUAGAUAGUGAUGAGAGCCAUUACUCUAUUCUAUGGCGAGUCCCAACAAAUAAGAAAAACAAAACUUGGACAGAUGAUGGAGUUAUGGUUGUUGCGGGGGGGUAUGCGAUGUUGUAUAGCAAUACUGGCAGAAGUAUAGGCCGCACCGCAGUAUCAGAGCCUUUGAUUUCCGGUUCAAACCUCUCGGUAGGUGGGAAGGAAGUCGAAGUGGACUCCAAGAUCACCAGGGACCAAUAUCUUGCCGUCGUCAAAUUGACAAGCGUCCCUCGGAAAAGCGAUUCCAAAUCCGAAACAAAAGCCGACAAUGCACCACCUCCUACACCUCAACAGCCGAAGCUGAGUCUACGGGAUCAGAUGAAAGCACAGAUACAGAAAGAGAAAGGAAACGGGAUCAGACAAGAUCAAAAGGCUGUAUCUCGGGCGACAGCGUUCAAACAGCCUAUGAAAGAAACCACAAUCCUACCUCAGGGGCCAUCUGAGACUCCCACACCUCGACACGAUCCUAAUGCAGUUGGGGCUCUCGCAUUCAGACGACCCAAAUGCCCUCCGCCAGGCCGACAGACUGUUGACGUGGUGCUUGAUCCUCUGAUUGGGAAGUUGUUGCGACCUCAUCAAAGAGAAGGAGUUCAGUUCCUCUACGAGUGUGUUAUGGGGCUGCGGGACUUUGAUGGCCAAGGCUGUAUACUGGCGGACGAUAUGGGAUUGGGCAAGACUCUGACCACGAUCGCGCUUCUGUGGACACUACUUCGGCAAUCUCCAGCCUAUAAAGCUCCGCCAGUGGUUCGAAAAGCUCUGAUUGUCUGUCCAGUCUCACUUAUCCGCAAUUGGAAAAGAGAAUUCAAGAAAUGGCUCGGUCUGGACAGGCUUGGAGUACUCGAAUUCGAGGACCAGAGCACGCGCCUGAACGAUUUUGACGGCAAGGUCUUCCAAGUCAUGAUUAUAGGCUACGAAAGGUUGAGAGCGGUGGCUGACGACCUUGGUAAAGGCCAACCCAUUGACAUUGUCAUCUGUGAUGAGGGCCAUCGACUAAAGACCAUGAAGAACAAGAGCGCAAAAGCCAUCGAGGCAUUGAACACACGAAGGCGGAUCAUCCUGUCGGGCACGCCGAUUCAGAAUGACCUCAGUGAAUUCUAUGCCAUGGCCAACUUUGUGAAUGAUGGCUGUCUAGGUUCACAAAAGGGCUUUAUCAAAGAUUUCGAGAAACCAAUAAUGAAGAGCCGCCAACCAAAUGCAUCGGAGGAAGACGUCGAGCGUGGACAGAAUGCAAGUGAGGAAUUGGCUCGGACCACAUCUCCAUUCAUCCUCCGCAGGACAGCAGACAUACUGGCCAACUUCUUACCGCCAAAGACAGAAUACGUGCUCUUCUGCAAACCCACACAAGCACAAGCCAAGAUCUACCGUAAUGUGUUGCAGUCAGCCAUGUUUGACCGGGCUCUAAGCAGCAGCGAAACAGCUUUCCAGUUGAUCACAAUACUCAAGAAGCUGUGCAACAGCCCAGCACUGAUGGAUCCGAAGUAUGGCAACGACGACGCUACACCUUCGGCUUCGCUCACCACACUGAACGAAAUGCUCCCUGGUGCACUUUCCAAGCUUUACCAGAACUCACUUUCAAGUAAGAUCCGAAUGCUCGACCACCUAUUGCAGCAAAUAUGUCACACAACUGACGAAAAGGUUGUUGUCAUAUCAAAUUACACCUCGACGCUGAAUUUGAUCGAGCAGUUGCUCCAGAACUCGAAUGUAGGCUAUCUCCGACUUGAUGGCUCAGUUGCUGCGACGAAGAGACAAGGUCUUGUCGACCAAUUCAACCGCUCAAAAUCGACCCAGACCUUUGCAUUCUUGUUGAGUGCAAAGGCAGGUGGUGUUGGACUGAACUUGAUCGGAGCAAGCCGACUUGUGCUUUUCGACGUGGAUUGGAACCCUGCCACAGACGAUCAAGCCAUCGCGCGUAUCCACCGACAAGGGCAGAAGCGACAUUGUAAGAUAUACCGGUUUCUGAUCAAAGGUGGCCUGGAGGAGAGGAUAUGGCAGCGACAGGUCGUCAAAAGGGCGUUGGCCGACAGUAUAAUGCAGGGUGGCUCGACGGCAAGUAAUGGCGGUCUCGACAUUAAAGCGAAGGGGAAAGGCCAGACCUCGACGUUCAGCCAGGAGGAGCUGAAGGAUUUGUUUCGUCUUGAUGAGACCGAAGGACUGCGCACUCAUGACCUGAUUGGCUGCACGUGCCAAGGUACAGGCAUCGAGGACGAGGUCGUCAAGAGCGAAGAUUCUUCCGAGCUGCUCGGCAGGGACGGCGACGACGUGUCUGAGGAUGAGCUCCCCAAAGUUUCGGCUUUCGAAGAGAAGUUCACUACGAAAUCGACGAAGAGGAAGCGGAGCAGCAGUAAAUCGAUUAUCACUGAAAAGACCGGCGCUGAAGCAGAACGGGGUGAGCUGCUCAAGUAUACGCACCUUGACACCUCUGUGUUUUCCCGUGCAGAUGGAGACGAGGAUACGAUUGGGCGGAUCUCAGCGGUCGUGGAUGACGAUUGUCUUGAACACGUUCUCCGCCUCGGCCGAGAGGUCACAGGCGGAGGGAGUGUUGCAUAUAUAUUCAAGAGAGUCAAAGGUAGUCAGCCUCUCUGA
Molecule: messenger RNA, 2862 nt
Organism: Exophiala viscosa
Lineage: Eukaryota; Fungi; Ascomycota; Eurotiomycetes; Chaetothyriales; Herpotrichiellaceae
Product: DNA repair and recombination protein RAD54B
Exons: 2
Coding region: 1-2862 (953 amino acids)
Biological process (GO): reciprocal meiotic recombination; double-strand break repair via homologous recombination
Cellular component (GO): nucleus
Molecular function (GO): DNA translocase activity; ATP-dependent chromatin remodeler activity; ATP binding
Source: RefSeq, a predicted model, not a curated record